Podarcis lilfordi (Lilford's wall lizard) is the source of this 30488-nucleotide messenger RNA. NCBI's taxonomy places the organism in Eukaryota, Metazoa, Chordata, Lepidosauria, Squamata, Lacertidae. The record is from the annotation of a GenBank genome assembly.
GUCCCCCGGUCAAUCUAAAGCGACGAGCGCGGGGGGCAGGUGCAAGUCCUCCUGCAAUGGAUACUUUUACCAGCCAAUCGUGCCCUGGCCCGUCUGCUCCCCAAAUGCCUUGGAGCCAAUGAGCUGAUGCGGAGCUGGUGGGGUGGGGGGUGGGAACGGCAGGGAACCAGCGGAGCCCAGGAGUCGCGGGGAUUCUCGCUCUGCUCCGGGCAAAGAGGGCCGCGCGCUGCACUUCUCGCGCCUGAGCUGACACGGAAGGCGCGCUGCUGCUGUUUCCCCUUGCUGCGGGUUCCCUCUGGGUGUCGUCGGAAUGGUGAUCAAAGUGUUCGUAGCGACGUCCUCGGGGUCUACCAUGGUAGGUAUAGCCAGGCGAUGUACGUUCCCACGGGUAAGAGCUUCCAGAAGCUUUGGGAAGCACUUUGUUGACGAGGAAAGGGGCGUGGUGCACAUAGGUCUUGGGUGUCUUCUGUUUUUUUUGCAAAUCUAGGAGGGCCAUGGGAUUGGUCUGCAGCAGCAGUUAAAGUUAACAGCUUAAUGCAUCUCAGGAAGCGGGUUUGAGUCCACCGAAACUGACCGAGACGUGUCCGUUGUUAUUUAAACGGAGGCGCACCGCAAUCUUCCCGACUGAUUCAAGGUGCAGAGAAACACGGAGGCUGAAAUACUCUACUUCCUCAGGAGUAAGCCUACUUGAACUCACGGGGACAUUCUUCUGAGUAGGAUUGCCCUGUGGAAUAAUGCCACAUCUUUGUGCAUGCCUGCACAUCAGUGAAAAAAAACAACCUUUGCACAACAUAUUCCUUUUAGCAAGUUUUGCAGAUCUUUCUUUAUUUUUAUAAAGCAUUCUGCUUUUGCUAUUGGAACAAUAAUGAUCAUCAGGCUUGGUUGUGGUGUGUAGACUUUUUCUUUUGAGAAAUAUUGCUAUAUAAGGGGUACUGCUCAUGUGCACAAAAAUUAAGCACAUGCUAUCUUAGCAUUGCCAUCUUAACAUUUUAAAUCUUUCUUACCGUGAGUUUUGAGCAUGCCUACUGUUAAGUGAUCAGAACAGCUAUGCUGGCUGAAGCUAGCAAACGGCAUGCACUGAGAAGUUUGGAAGGUGGGACCUGGGCAUGAACUGUUUCCUUUUAUAUCCAGUUCCCACAUGAGCUCAAAUUGCAGCCCUGGCUGAGCAAUCAGUCACAGUGACACUUCUAAACAAACUGACUGCUGCUUGCACAUAGCUCCGAGGCUGCAUUGCUAACUGGCUUGCACUAACACAACCUCAAGAAGUUUCCAGAGCAGAAGGACUGAAAAGGACUAAAUGGAAAAGCUUGUCUUCUCCGCAACUGCAGGCUGCUCUCUUUAGCACCUGGGUAGCAGAGCUUCCAUUUGGCCCAGUAUACUUCAAAGAGAAUUGUAUUUGCAUUUGAUUGUGUAUAAUGGAUGAUGCCAUUUGCUCACCACCUGCAAAUAUAACAUUGUCCCACACCUGUAAUUAGGAUGCAGUGCUUAUAGUGUAAUCCCAAGCAUGAGGCUGCAGUCCUAUAUUUACUAAGACUCAUUGAAUUCAGUGGAGCUUUCCUCAGAGUGAAUAUGCACAGGAUUGUGGGGUAAAGCUUCUUGGUUUAGAAAUGUACUUUUUUUUUUUUUUUGAAAACUGAAAUUGCUAGAUUGAUCAACUAAAACAAAUAGGAUUCAUCAAUUAAAUUUCUUUAAGCAGGUUGAAACCCUAGUUGUUCCACUGUAGUGGGUUGUCAUGUGGCAGAACUUAAUACCUCCGGUAGUAUAUAUGAUCCAUGUUAUGAGUACAGUCAGAAAAAGGAUUGGAUAUGGAGACAAAGAACCUCAGACUCCUCUUACUGGCUUAGCAUAUUCUUACUAGUGUGAAUUGGGGUGUGUAUAAGAGUCAAAGAAGGCAUUUUUAAUUCACUGGAUUCCCUAGCACUUUUGUUUUAAAUAGGAAUGGUAUUCUUCUAACACCACCAUCCUAACCAUGUCUACUCAGGGGUAAGUUCUAUUGACUCCAGUGGGGAUUCCUGCCAGGUAACUGAUGUUAGGAUUGCACCCUAAAUGCCUCCUGUUACACUCCUGUUUAUUUAUCAUAGGCAUCUGGGUCCUGUUAUAAACCAUCCUUCCAUUAUUUUCAGCGAGAUGAGCGUCGCAACCCCAGAGUCGUCCACGACUGGACCUAAUGGUCAGGGGUCCCUUUACCUUUUUAUAAAGUAUAGGUAAAGGUACGCCUGAUCGUUAGGUCCAGUCACGGACGACUCUGGGGUUGCUCGCUCUAGAGGCUGAGGGAGCCGGCGUAUGUCUGCAGACAGCUUCCGGGUCAUGUGGCCAGCAUGACUAAGCCGCUUCUGGUGAACCAGAGCAGCGCAUGGAAACGCCGUUUACCUUCCCGCCGGAGCGGUACCUAUUUAUCUACUUGCACUUGAGGUGCUCCUGCUAGGUGGGCAGGAGCUGGGACCGAACAAUGGGAGCUCACCCCGUCGUGGGGAUUUGAACUGCCGACCUUCCAAUUGGCAAGCCCUAGGCCAUGGGAAGGCAAACUAAAGCCUGGGGGCCGGAUCCGGUCCAGUCACCUUCUGAAUCCAGCCUGUGGACAGUCCAGGAAUCAGCAUGUUUUUACAUGAGUAGAAUGUGUGCUUUUAUUUAAAAUACAUCUCUGGGUUAUUUGUGGGGCAUAGGAAUUCAUUCUUUUCUUUUUUUCAAAAUAUAGUCCGGCCCCCCACAAGGUCUAAGGGACAGUGGACCGGCCCCCUGCUGAAAAAGUUUGCUGACCCCUGCCCUAGGCUCUGUGGUUUAAACCACAGUGCCACCCGCGUCCCUUCAUGUAUACUAUAACUUCCCCCAAAGGCUCAGAGUGGUUUGCAUUUUAAAGGUACUUCACUUUAUACAAAUUCAUGUGACUCCCACUACCACCUGCAUUUCACAUCUCUCUGUUGUUUUUUUUACAACACAGAUAACAUUUUAAACAAUAUGACCACAACCUCAAAAGCAGCUUAAUCACACAUACAUGCAAGCAAUGCUAACUAUGCACUGAACAACUACUAGCCCAAACAUUUUGCAUCAACAAUUUGUAUACCUAUCUAAUAUAUUUGUAGCAGAAUCCACAAAAGGUCAGUGAAAUUGAAAUCAUCAUCCCUGUUGUAUGCACAUUUACUUUAUAGGAAGUUCCGUUGCAAUCGGUAUGAUUUCCUUUUAAACAAGUAUGUUGAGGAUAUUUUAUUUACUGCAUGGAGCUGUAAAUCUUGUUCCCAAAUCUUGUUCCAGUACUAUACUAAUGUACACGGAUUAUGGCAAGUAUGGAAGACUAGGAUCAUUCUGUCCCACUUGCUAUACACAAGUUGCCUUGUUAACUGUGGUGUUUUGCAUAACCAGUGCAUAACAUUCUGGUCCAAAGUUUAACUGUCACCUGAGAGUUACUCUAGAUAUUGAAUACUGAGUUGUGAUAGAAGCACCAUAUGGCUUUUUCUUCUUCUUCAUUUUACUUGAGUCCACUUUAUAAUUAGCUUUUUGGGAUUUAAGACAAUUUAUUUGUGCUUAAAGGGCGAACUGAGAAAUCCAAGUCUUUCCACUCAAAUAGAUGGUGAAUUAUGUUGUUGACAAUCUUGAUUUCAUGCAGUUCACUGUUCGGGAAAUGGGUGUGUGUCUUUUUAUUUUCCUAUGGGCCAAGGAUGAAGUAUAAAUUCAAUGUUCCUUACUUCUCAGCAAGAUCACUUAAGAAUCAUUCUUAUACAACUUUAUAAUCCCUUGAAAAAGAAGCUUGUCAGCCUACUAAUAGUAUAUUUUACAGUGAUAAAAGGCAACUUCAAGUUUCAAUCUUUGGAUGAAACCCUCCUACCCCUGUUUUGUGAGGCACAAUGUUGAGUUAAAAAUACAAACUGAGAAUUAUAAACAACGGCUUAGAAUGUAAGAAAAUGGUUAGAAGUCUAAACAAGGAAGGGGUAGAGUUAAAAUAUACAUGUGUGGAUGGACUGCAUUUCUUGCAGAGCACCUGCUUCUAUUCCAAGUCAAAUUUCUUCUUCAGAUACCAGAACUGAGGUUUGCCUUUUAGCUUUUUGAAAGCAGCUAUUUUAAUGACUUUUUAAAUUAUUCUAGUGACUAGUAGAAUCUAGCCAUUCAGAACUUCCUCGAACGAGAAAGUUUGUGAUAUAAAAUUCCUGCCGGCUAAUUUCUGCUGAAAACACAAGGAGAAUGAUGGAACUUCCUUACUUUCAGAAAUACACUGGAACAUGAAAAGAACGGCCACAAAGAUUUAUGCCAAUUUGUGGAUAGUAUAACAAAAGACCCUUUUUAUUUGCUUCUGCCGCUGUAAGGGAAUAAUUAGUAUCACACUGGAGUGUCUCCAGGAAUGAAGUUAGUAGAGUUGGUUAGUUUUUCAUAAUUUCUGUUGCUGUGCUGUACAGAAUGUCAUGUCCUGAGAUGCUGGAAAAUAACAAUCGAGCACAUGAAGGGGCGAAUAAAAUCACAACUUCACCAUAACUUCAUUUCUACAUUGCAGGGGGUUGGACUAGAUGACCAUUGGGUUCCUUCCAGCUCUAUGAUUCGAUAAAGUGUUUAGCGUAACCCUUAGCCCUCACUCUCCAUCAAAAUGAAGUCUAAGUCUGCAUUCAGUCACAUCUACCUCUUUUUGUGUUGCUUGUUAACAUUCCUUGCAUUCUCUCUUCCUCCUUUGUGAUCCUCCACUGUUUGAAACUCAGACUGUAAGCUCCUUGACACAGGAGCUGCUUGUUUUUAUGUUGCUCUGGAAAUUGCCAUACAAAUUGAUGGCACAAUAUAAAACAAUAACAAGUAACUACAAAUAACCUUUGAAAAGUAUUUUAAGGUUUGAAGCACCAAAUUCUUUCAAAAGAAACCCUCCCCCCAUCAUGUCCUUAAACACUGUCACUCUCAGCACAUAAUAAAUCUUUAUUUUUUAAAAAAAGAACAGUGUGGUUUCCCAACUCUUAAGAGGGGAGCACAAACACCAUGUGCUCUGCAAGCAUCUUUCUGCAAAGAACCUCCUUUCUGCCUUGGAGCACAAUAUGGUUUGAUUUCUGUAGUUUAAUCUAUGCCAGGGGUUGCCAGUCCUCCGGGACCAGGGGGCACAUUUUGAGGAAGUGCUGUGGGCACCACUCACAAGAUGUAUGCUGUGGGGGUUGUUGCAUAACAUGAAAUGGCUGUGGUGAUAGGUGUGGCACAUAAAACAAAAUGUUUGGGUGACGUGUAACAAAAAAUGCCUGCUGUGACAUCACUGCAUGGCAUAAUGGAUGCCACAUAUGAAGGAGAAGAAAUGGAGAUUGGAGCACAGAAUAGUGUGGGCAUGCGCUCCUCACCAGCUGCCUCAUCAGUGGGGGAAAAAGCACCUAUAUCAGUCAUGUACUUCCUGUCCUGGCAUCCAGUGAAACAUGGGCAUGUUUAGGGGGACGUAUUCAAGGGAGAGGUUGAUCCAGUGUAAACAGGAAAUGAGCAGGAAGAGCAAAUAAUCUGUUGUGCAUUGUGGUUUUUGAGGGGAUACCCUCCAAAGUACAGAGGGUACUGGCAAGCACACCGUUAUCUAUGGGUGCCAUGUUGGCAACUUGUGAUCUAUGUGGUUGGGAAAGGGUUGAACUAGAUGACAGUUGAUUGUCUUGAUUACCUUACAACUCUGGUUCUAUAGAAUCUAAUGUACUGAAACUCUGACUUUAUUAUACAGCAGGAGUUUGAUGAAAUAGCGAUGUGCUGAGUUUUUGUUUUAAUCUUAGUAGACCACUGGUUUCCAAGGGAUAAACAAAACGAUGAGUUUGGUCACGUCUAAGGUUUGAACUCAUAAUUCAAUAAAAGAAACCCGAUAAAUUAUCCCAUGCGAAGCUACAACAGAAACCGUAAGCACAGGUAAUUCUGUGUCAGCACAUAGUCAAACAUACAUUGGUUUUUUCCACUGUGCCAAAGCAAAGAAACACACCAGCUUUGAAGGCCAAUGUUAAAUUCCCUCCCUGCUGCUGCAAAAAACUCAAUUUCAAAGACCCCAUGGCCCUGCCUCCCUUAAGAAUAACAACGCAGACACCUAGGGUAGAUGUGUGUCCUACUUUACAGUAAAUAGUUCUCUGUUGUAAGGCGUCCUCUAUUUGAAGGGCUGUCCAGUCCAUACCUAGUUUAAACAUAAAGAACCGUAAGAAGGGAGAGCAGAGAUUCUGAAGAUUAACAAUUAGCACCUGACCAGACAGACGGGGCAUAUACACAAAUUACCUGGUCACAGCUUUGCUCGCUAUGGUGACAUUUAUUGUGUUUCUAUUUAGAUUAGUAAUUAUUUCUGAAUUAUCAUUUAUACAUAAAUAAAUUUUAGGCAAAUCUGUGUUCUCUUUUUGUGAGUGUACCAAUAGUCUCUGUGUGUAUCAAUGGUCUUUUUUCUCCCCUCAUGGCUCCUCAUUCACCUGGAACUUUAGGAUCAGCUGCAUAUCCUGACCACCUUCCAUACAUUUAGGUGACCCUGCUCUUGAGGGGGAGGUGAUAUUCCUUCUGAAAGAACAGUGGCUUUCAAACUGUAUUCUGAAGGAUGCUGGGGCUUCUUUGAAGUUUACCAGAGGUUUGUAGUGAUCGACAAGAUUCCCUGAAAGACCGGGGGGGGGGGGAAUUAAAUGUUUGGAUGCAGCCAUGUAAUCUGUUACGCUACUUACGUGACCUCAUCAGUUUUGUCAUUCACACGUGUUGCUGAAGGGAGAUUGGAUUUUAAAUUGCAUGAUGGAGUCACAAGCAAAAAUUAUCUUUGUGACCUCAUUCAAAAUGACAUUUGAGCAUGGAAUUAAGUUGCUAUAAAGUUGGCAAGGAGAUCGGUGCUGUUUCAGAAUAAAUUGCAUGUACUUAGUUGGCGUCUAGGGUUAUUAGCAGAAUUUGCGCAGUGGCUGCCUGGCCUGAAUUUGGCUGAGGAAUCUGCCAUCAUUACAACCCUUUUUCAAGACAUGUUCAUAUUGCUGUAAUUAGGAGACUGGCUGCACGGAUGCACCUGCUUUUUAACAGUACAUUUAUACAGGAUUCUUCCUUAUGCCUGAUGGGACCUCAACAGCACAAGUACAGGCUAAGAAAUAUGCACAGGGAGCAUCUUGCUUUGCCUUUAGCACUGGGAAGGUGGUGGAUUCUGCCCACAGUGCAGAAGAAUGGGAACACGCUUCAGGUGAACACGCUUAAACUAUAGGGAUUUUUGAAAGCAAAUUUGGUAUUUACAGUAGCUAAAACAAAAACAAACAAAAAAAUACAGAGAAAAUAAAUGGGUAAAAAUCAAAACAUAACUUUAGCAUUGCUUAUUAAAAAAGUUCAGAGAUAAACCAUAACUUCCAUUCUGAACAGCAGAGAGGUGCAAAGAGCUUAUCUGUGAGUGAGCAUGAUGGUGGCUGGUGUGGGUGCCUUUCCACCUGGCAUUGAUAGGGAAACUGAUGCAAGGUCAUGUCUGCACCAUUUUGUAUUUAUUUUUUCUGGUCUUUUAUAUGUGGGUGCCAUUUUAUGUUAAUUCUACACUCCAACACCAGCCAUUUUGUGACUGCCGUCACAGUACUUCCUCAAAAUUUCCAGUGUGCCCAUUGGCUACCCAAAGUUAGUGACCCUGUAAUACAGGUUAAUACAGUGCUUUUUUCUGGGGGUGGGCAGCGGUAUGCAUACCCCUAAACAUUUUGUGAAUCUAACGGGAGAAGAAACUAUUUUAUUUUAUUUUAAAUAGUUUCUUCUCACGGUGUUUCCUGAGUCUCAGAUGGAAGCUAGCGUUUAAUGUGUGAAGUAGGAGUUGGAAUCUAGCAUGGUGAUUGGUCAGUUUCAUUGUUACCACCUUCGAUGGCGGCUUCAUUUCCUUUCCCAGUGAUUUUCUUGAGUCAAAAUGGAAGUACAGUGGUACCUUGGGUUAAGUACUUAAUUCGUUCCGGAGGUCCGUAUUUAACCUGAAACUGUUCUUAACCUGAAACACCACUUUAGCUAAUGGGGCCUCCCGCUGCUGCUGCGCCGCUUGAGCACGAUUUCUGUUCUCAUCCUGAAACAAAGUUCUUAACCUGAAGCACUAUUUCUGGGUUAGUGGAGUCUGUAACCUGAAGCGUAUGUAACCUGAAGCGCAUGUAACCUGAGGUACCAUUGUACCCCUAAUUUUUUAUUUUUUAUUUUAGAAAAAAAGCACUGGGUUAAUAUAUUGGAUAUAUCCACUAAGUUUAGUUAUGAAAUAUCAAAUUAAUUUUCUCUCUCUUUUCUAACCAGAUUAAGAAGAAACAGCAAGAGGUGGUGGGCUUUUUAGAGGCCAACAAGAUUGACUUUAAGGAAUUGGACAUAGCCUGUGAUGAAGACAACCGGAAAUGGAUGAGAGAGAAUGUUCCGGGUGAAAAGAAGCCACAAAACGGAAUCCCCCUCCCUCCACAAAUAUUCAAUGAGGAACAGUAUUGUGGGGUAAGAAGUGUAAAGGUGUAAGAAGUUUUGGCAUUUUAAGAAAAUGUACAGAUUUGCUUCAUGACGUUUGCAAAACAUUUUCUUGGUCCUCUGUUUGCGUUAAUGUUAUGCCCGCUUUUGUGAACUGCUUGCACAAGAUGGUUCUGGGUUCGGGUUUAAGUUAUAGCAUAGGCAUCACAGAGGUCCUUGCUGUGUCCCGGAAGAGCUUGGUGGACAGAAAACUACCCCUGGCUGUAAGCUUAGGGUCCUGAAAUAGGGUGGGAUCAGAUUGGGUUGGAGCUGGUUAAGGAUUGGAUCCAAAGAUGUCCCAUUCCCCUGAGAGGGGCAGAUCUCCUCUGCCCCCACAUUGCUUCCAAAGGGUGUGUGUGUGUGUGUUAAAAAUAGUUGUUCCCUCACCCCCGCCAUUCACCCCACUUAUGAUUGCUGUGCAAAGGAACUGUUCUGGGAGAAACACUGGAAAGAACUGAUUUGUGCAUUUUCUGGCUAUUAAACACUAAGAGAAUGAACCUUCUAUGCUCACACAGAAUGGGAGCACACAUAAUGUUCUCGGUCCUUUUACCAUCCUUAUGAUCCCUGUGCUGGGAGAGGUUUGUGGGGGGUCAGGAAGGGUGACAUUGAUAUGCUAAACACACACCUUUUCAUCUAAUUCCAGGGGAGUAGAGGGAUGAAUUCAUACUGAAGGUAGGAUGGAUUGCAGUAGGGAAUGUGCCAUCAGAUCUCAAUAGCAAAAUCAUGCAUAAGGGUUUGGAAGCAGUACCUGUGUUCCAGCCUAAAAUAAACCAACCAAAUUUUAGAGUUUCCAGAAAUAAAUUCAUUUUUUAAGUAAGAGCAUAGCCCAAGACAGUACAGCUGGUGGAUUCCAUAAGCAUUUUUACCUUCCAUCAAAUACUUCCAGGCUAUAGGAAAAACAAUGCUGAUGCCCCUCCCCCCCCGUCUUGCAUUACUCCAAUUUGUAUCCCACAAACUUUCAGUGGAAAUAAAUAAAUAUGUGCAGUAUUCAGCACAUGGAUCUGAUUAUUUUAUGCAUCCACUCCUUCAGAAAUGUCUUGCACCAUGGUUGCAGCAACCAGGAAUGACAGUUUAAAGCUGCCUCCAUAGUAGCUCUUUGUGUGGCUUGCCCCUGAGGGAGCUUCACGUUAGGUAGGAGAACAUUUUAAAACAGCAACAGCUUUCUCGACUAACCUCUUCUUUAUGCACAUCCUGUAGCAAAAACAAGUAUUCAAAUGGAUGGGAUACAAACAGCUGAUUUAGAAGUCAAGUAUGAAAAAUGUAAUCAUAAAUGGAAGAGAUGUUCUGAUGUAUGAUUGAGUUCUUAGAAUUAGGGUCAGAGCUAUGAUAAAUGUCAAAGGGAGUGGGGUGCAACUGAUCCUUUCAGGAAUAGUCCAGGUCCUGAAUCUGAAAGUACAAUUUUACUGUUUAGCUCUUUCACACACAGAGCUAUAAAGAUAUCAGAGCUGGCCAAAGACAUUUUUCAACCCAAGGCAAAAAUCCGUAUAAAACCUGGUCCCUAUUCCAUGCACAGAAACCAAUCACACAAUUCUACUUCAACAUGUACAGCAUGUGUCUCCAUUGGCUAUGCUCAGUGGGGUUGAUGGGAGUUGUAGUUUAGCAACAUCUGGAGGGCCAAAGGUUCCCCACCUUUGCUCUACUGCUUCUGAGGUGAGCAGGCUCAGUUAGGAGGUGCAAGGCAAACUGAGCGAUUCUCAAAUCUUUGACCUCUCCCUACCUCUCUGCAUUGGCCACCUGUAAUGGCCAUCUCACCCUGCCUUGCCCUGGAGAAAAUUCAUGGAAUUCACUUCCACAAGAUGUGUUGUUUAGCCACCUGCUUAAGGGUGCUUCCACACAGGCAUCUUCUCAGAAAUUUGGCCUUAAAAAAAGCAACCAUCAAGGAAUGAACAUAUUAAAAAAACUAAUGUGAGCCAAUGAAAAAAUAACCACUUUGAAAGAUUCCCUUUUCCGCACACUUGUGGAAUUAGAGUUCCAUAGAGAACUACAUAGUAGAAUAUAUGUUGCCGAAGAGCAGCUGCUAUCGAACGUCUGCAUAGACUCUAAAUUAGUAAUAUACAAUAUCUCUGACUCUGCACAAGGCUAUUUUAGGCACCAAGCAGUUGACAUACCAAAGUACACGUCUAAGGGCCUUUCCAGAUGAUUAGAAAGACCACUUUAUAUUCUUAGCACAAUAUUUGCACUAGCCCCAAUGCAGCACCAACAUAAUAGCACCCCGUCCCCUUACGAUGGGGAGAAGGUAGCCAAAAGGCACAGAGAGGAUCUCCUUACGGUGGGCAAUGGCUUCUUUCAGGUUGACUGCUCUUAAAAAGAAAUGGUGGAGAUGUGCGCUACAAAAGAGGGCCAAAAUGGACAAAAACAGAUUACAAACUAGCAAGGAACUAUUGUGAGUGGAGAGGGGAGCUUUUUUUGCUAUUUGCAACAUAAGUUUUUUUUUCUUUUUUAAAGAGUAAUAUAAGGGUGAGCAAAAUGCAGCUCUCCGUAUGUUGAUGGACUACAGUUCCCAUUGUCUCUGACUAUUGGCUGGAGCUGAUGAGAGAUGUAGUCCAACAACAUCUGGAGGGCCACAUGUUCCCUAUUGCUAAACGAUUGCUUCAAUUCUUGAAGAGUCCAGCAGAGGGAGGGCUCAGCCUCUAAACAAUUUUUAAAAAUUAAAAAUAAAAUGGCCUGUAUCUAUCUACCUACCUACCUAAAGACAAGCAGUAUCUCUGUCCUGCUGCUCUGGAUGAAUAGAAUGGUCCUCUUCUUUCUUAAUCUUUAAGCUUAAAACAGGUGGUUACAUGGCGAGUCAUCUUAAUCACUUCAUUUGCAUGCCACCUUUCCAAAAACAAACAGAAAUUUCGCUCAAAGCAGCUUACAAGAACGGGAACAACAAUAUGUAAACAAUACCAACAACUGCAAGAAUAAAUUUGUAAUAAACAGUAAAGCAGCAACAUGUAACAAAUGCCACAGCAAGUUAAAAACAACAACCUAUCAGUAUUACGAAUGCAUAAAUGUAACCAGGAAUGGGGAAAAUUUCACCUUGGUUCUAGAUGUUCUAACCAUUGCUGCUAUGCCCACAACAAGUGAGUCUGCUCAAAUGUCUGGACCUUGGCUUCCUCAAAGGAUCAUUACCCGAUGCCAUCAUCAUGCAGACAGCAGCUUAUCCCAUAACGUUACUCACAGUCUCUCUCCUGAAGCAGCUUCUUAUAAGGCAUCCAAAAGCAGGAGGUGGGGUAGCAGGAAACAUCUCUCCUAUGAUGUUACUCACAGUCCUUCUCCUACUACAGCUGCUUGGCUAAUACCAAAACUGAACACGUAAGGAUGUUUGAAGAACAAUUUUGUUUUGCUUUUAAGUACAUGGCUAGGAAAAUAUGAAAGCAUUCUCCUGGACAAAAGUUCACAAUGUGCAAUGUGAGCUUUAGAAUUAAACAGAUCCCUUUCCUCAUAGGAAGAGCCUUGCUGAGUCAGACUAAAGGCCUUUUUAGUUCAGCAUCGCAUUUCCCACAGUGACCAACCUGAUGCAUCUUCUGAAGCCACCAAGCCACAUAGGAGGACAGUAGCCCUUUUCCAUCGUCAUUUCCCAGCAAGUGGCAUUCGACAGGAGUGUGCACUGCCUCUAUGCAUAUCCCAAAUAACAAGGCAAAUCAGGGUGGUUUGCGAUAGUCUUUCACGUUACCGAGUUGCAUCACGCUGUUAACAAGGCAUGUUGAAGCGGAUCAGGGAGCACCCAACUUUCCAAGUAACCAAGUUGCCUGGGGAAAUACCCAGGACUUAAGGGGGGGGGGGAGAAGCGUCAGAGGAGAGGGAAAGGGGCGGAGCGGUGUUUGUGAUAUUUCAUUUUGACAAACAGUUCUAGCUUUUUAUCAUGGUUCAUACAUGCAUGUACAUUGCUUGCAUGUCUGCUCAAAAGUAAUACCCAUUAAUUUCAAAAAGGUUCACUUCCAGCCAGGGGAGUCUGCUUGGAUAAUCACACUUUGGAAGGGGAAAAAACAGCAGUCGUUAAAGAUUGUGUCUUUCAUUGUUUUUAUCCAUGCCAACAAAAUGGUUUAAUUUGAACCGUGGCCUGAUUUGAAUUCCAUAACUCAGUCAUAGAAAUAACCUUUUUGAGCAUUAGCAGAGUAUCUUUCUCUAAUGCCUAGCUGACUCAAAACAGCAAUACUUAGCAUUUACAGAAGGACUGUGGCCUUAUGUAUAACACUAAUUUUGCUUCCUAUUUUCAGUGUUUUAAAUAGGUUUGCAGAAUCUUAUGUUUCUUAUUAAUUUUUUAUGUUUGUGUGUUUCUAUUCCCUUUUUAGGAUUUUGACUCAUUUUUCUGUGCAAAAGAAGAAAAUAUUAUUUAUUCAUUCCUAGGUCUUGCACCUCCACCAGGCUCAUCGGUAUGUUUAUAACCUUUGCCAAUACUUAUUCAUCUUAAUUUAGUGAUGAAUUAGACACUGAUGCAGCAUGUAAAACAAUGUAGAUUGCUAUGCAAUUUUUAAAAAUUGUCUUUGCACGAGAGUAAAAAGCUUUUAAGGACUAAUUGAUGCAGAUCUUGCAAUAAAAAUUUGCUAUUUGUCAAAAGCCACCCAUUUGCAUUAAUUUAUAAUGAGUACAUCCUGAUUUUUAACAUUGCGUUCAGUGGGAUAUGGAUUGCACCCAACUGAAUAUGGCAGCCAACAAUUAUAGUUGAAUGAAUGCCCCUUUCAUUUUAGCAGAGCAGGUUCUGAAUAACUGUACUUAGAACUUCUUAAGAUUCUGAAAUGUUGCUAGUUUAAAGCAAUAAUGGCUUUAAUAGGAAACUUCAUUAGAGGCUCUGGGUUUUUACUCCACACAUAACAAUAAUACAGAAAUACCAGGAAUUUCCAUUUAAGAGAAGCUAUAUGACCUGGUCCAUCUAAUCCUUGACUUUGCUUUUAAGUGAGAUUCUCACUACUAGGUUGUCUCCAUGUGGCAUGAUUUUCUAUUAUCACCCAAAUUGUUAGGAUCUUGGUCACUUGAUUAACCAGAUCUUCAUAUCAUCACAGUUCAUGGUGCAAGUUCUGUGGAGCCCCCUGUAUCUUUCUGCAAAAGAAAGUUCAUUGUGCAAAACAUCCAAAUCCUUGGUUCACAUAGGCAUGCACAGCCCAUGACUCUCCAUUGCUUAGACUCUCAGCGCUGGGCAUGUGAUCUGUCCCAAAGGCAGCAUUACUCUACAACGUUAGUCAACAUUAAAACUGCUUCUGCAUGAGGAACUCCAGUGCUUUUCUGAACACACUGCUGCUCAUUCGGAUUGGCAGUGCCUCUCUAGGAUUUCAGACAGGAGCUUUUCCCUAGUGCAGUGUGCAUAUGUGGUGUGUUGAACAUAGGGCCACCUGCAUACAAAGCAUGAACUCUGUCACUGAGCAACAGCAACAAAAUACUUGCAUCUCAGGAUCUCUAGCACAUGGGCUACUUCCAGCUGAAGCAGAAGCCAAGCCAUGUAUAGGACAAGCAGGCAGCAGAAUGUUGAAAGUAAGAUGUCGAAGGUCGGGACAGGGGAUAAUUUGAAUUCAUUUCACAUCUAAAGGCAAACCUACCUAAUUCACACUUUUUGAAACAAUAUGAGAACUGCAACACAGCUAGCCUUCAACAUUCACAUUUUCCUGAAUUUUACAAUGCCAUUCUCCAAGUAAUGUUUACAAAAAUAUAACCUGGGGUAAAGUAGCCAUAAAAAUGCAUAUAUUAAUGAAAAUAACACACACCAAUGCACUUUUUUAGGGGAAAUCACACUGAAAACGGCACAGAAAUGUGUAUAUUUGGGAGAAAUUCCCACAAAAAUACUUAUACGUUUUAAGGAGAUGUACAAGGACUCCAAAUCUUUUCCCCGAUCAAUGCCCUUUGUGGAAUUGAAACCUGUAUGUAAGCUACCUUAUGAUGUGCAUGAAUGGAGCAAAGAUCUUGAAAAAAUUACUAUGUAAACAAAUCUUUCCAAAGCCAAAUUGUGACUCCCCAUAGUUUCUCAAAGCAUGGCAUACUUUAAAGGGAGAACGACAAAACAUGUUGUAGGAUGUACAGAGGGAAAGGAGACUAGAAAAAGAAGUUGUAAGAGCUCCUGGUGACUGCCUGAGAAGUAAUCUGACAUGUCACCAAGCUGGUGUACUAAGUUAGAAGAAGAUCCACCCCCCCUUUAAUACAAAUAUGUAAUUUGUGGCCUUGUGGGGCAGCUGGCUGUGCUGAAAGGAUGGAGUGACAUCUCUGUUGUCAAGAUUCUUGAUUUUGGUCUAUUAAUGCACAGCAAUGCACCUUCAAUUUGUCCACUUCAUAAUACACAAUGAGAUACGUUGUUAAAAAAAAAUACUAUGAAAGUUUUGGAGACCUAUUUAAAGUGAUAAGAGCAGUAGCCACAGAAGAGGCAGCCGCUCAGAAUGUUAUAACGUUAAAGUACAGUGGAAGCUUGGUUCUCAAACAGCUUAGCUGACGAACAAAUUGGCUCCCAAACACCACAAAGCCAGAAGUGUUCCAGUUUUCUAACAUUUUUCGGAAGCUGAAUGUCCGACGCAGCUUCUGCUUGAGUGCAGGAAGCUCCUGGAGCCAAUUGGAAGCCACGCCUUGGUUUUCAAACAUUUCGGAAGUCGAAUGAACUCCCGGAACGGAUUAUGUUCAAGAACCAAGGUACCACUGUAUCUUACUGAUUGUUAUUAUUACAGUGGUACCUCGGGUUACAUACGCUUCAGGUCAUAGACUCCGCUAACCCAGAAAUAAUACCUCGGGUUAAGAAUUUUGCUUCAGGAUGAGAACAGAAAUUGUGCGGCGGCAGCAUGAGGCCCCAUUAGCUAAAGUGGUGCUUCAGGUUAAGACCAGUUUCAGGUUAAGAACGGACCUCCGGAACGAAUUAAGUACUUAACCCAAGGUACCACUGUACUUGCUUAUAAUCAGCUUUAUGGUGAUUAUUUUUAUUUUUAAGAAAGAUAUAUUCAUUAUGCUAGAAAAUAACAGCAUAUGGAAGCAUAUUUUUGUAUAUUAUUACACACACACAAAUCUCCAAGCAGCAAGAGAUCUCAGUGUAUGACUUCCUUGGAGCAAAGGUCAGCAGAGGCCAGCAGGGGUACAUGAGGGGAGAAGCAGACUGGCUCUGCCACUUACCAGGCCAGGGAUAUGGUGAGGUGCUGAUGAGGUCAGGGGGGUUUCUUGUCGCCUGCAGGUGUGUGAAGCCACCAGCCUAGAGCUCCUCUUGCCUUGCCCCCCUGCUGGUGGACACGAUGGUGCUGUUGUUGCUCCCUGUCAUGUGCCGCUGUUGCUAGAGGCUCAUGGUGUCUUUGUGAUAAAUGGCUUUGUUUACAACCAAUAGUUAACAGACUUGGCCAAAGUCAUUAAAUUAUUGAACCACUUUAGAAGCCUGCUUUUUCUGCAGAAUCCCACUUGAGAGGUAUGAAAUCGUGGGCUGGGAGGGGACCCUAAAUAUCAUGCCUACACUAAACCCCCCCCCCCAAACAACUUACUUGUUUUGUUUGCUUCUACUUUUCUGCUCAGAAAAUGAUACAGUACUGAAAAACACUUUGCUUUGGGUUGUAUCCAUACACCAAGUUCUACUCAGGGUAAACCUAAUGAAAUGAAUGUAGCUAAGUUAGUUAUGUUGAUUAAUUUCACUGAGUCUACUCUGGGUAUGACUAGCUUUGGAUACAACCCUUUGAUUUGAUUAUACUGAAUGAAUUAGAAAACAGAGUACCUUGCUGGUUAAUGAUCAUACUCUGUUCUUCUGAUAUGAAACUGAAAGAAAUGAGCAAUCAUUUCACUUUAGUGAAAGCAAUCUAUUCAAUAACUAUGCUUUAUUAAAAUAAUUUAGGCAUAGAUCUUUGCUCUUAACUACUGCUGCCUACCUUUGAUGCUUUUCAGUGUUGAUGGAAUUGAAAGCAUCCUAUUAUGUUUUUAUAUGACUUUUCAAGAAACAAAAAGAAACAGAAUUUAAAUAUGCAAGUGUGUAUAAAUGCACAUUACAUGGUUUGUUUAUUUACUUAUAUUUAGACAAUCUAUAUACCAUGUAUUUGGAGUGGGGCAGAAUCUCUAAACAGUUUAAAACAGCUUCGUCAAUAACGAUCAAAUACAGAAAAUACUAGGGGGGAAAUAUCACAGUAUAAAACACCACAACUGACAACAGUACAGGGCAUCCUUUUAAGUAUCAGAAUAAAAUAUUACACAUGACAAGCAACUUCAGAAUUACAAUGAAAAUUACACAUUUAAAACAUAAUUAACAAAAUAUAACAACAUUCCCAAUCACUUAUACGAUGAAAAAGAAACAAAUGUAGUUAUAUUCUCAGCCCGCUAUGUAAUCAUCAACACCAUUAACCGUCUAUCGGCAUCUAAAAUACUUUCCACUCAGGUCUACUCAAACACACUGUUACCUAGUGAACACACCAAAAUCAAAUAUGCAAGCUUGAUAAACCAAUAAACCACUCUGUAGCCUCUCCCAUGUCAGUCUCAGUUCCUCAAUCAACAACUCACAUGUCUACGCCACGAGACCCAGACAAACCUAGACAGAUACUGACCUUCAAAGUAAGCAACAAUACAUAAGCCCUAAGUGAAACAUUCAAACCCAGUACUUGCCCUCUCCACUUCUGAAUAUUGUUUGAAUUCUUUAUCACAGGAGGGAAGGAUUACCGAGGAGAUACCGACUGUGCCAAAUGGUGAAGUUUCAGGAGAAGAGCAGAAAACUGAAGAAGUAAUAUGAUUUUUUUUUAAAAAAAAUAUCUCUGUAUAACAACAAUCACUUAAGUGCUUUUUUGGAAGCCAUGUUGCCAUCUCCCAGAAACUCUGUGUGAGUGCCAACAGUUCCCCAGCAUGACUCAGAUUGCCUGGCUGGCCACCGCAUCAGCCUUUGCCAACUCAGUGUCCUGCAGAUGUUGUUGGCCUGCAGGUCCCAUCAUGACCCUUGGCCAUCUUGGAGUCCAACAACAUCUGGAUGGCUGCAGCAUCCUCAUCCCUAAUAUGGAAGGAACAGCAUGACCUAUGAGAGCUAAACGGUUUGAACUUGCCGUAACAUUUCUGCUUAAAAAACGCAGGAAAAUAGCUUGACUUUUAAAAGAGAAAGUUAACAAUCAUCCAGUGAGCACAAUUACAUGAGAUUUGCCAAAUGCAUUUCAGAGGUGAAGAAGGAAUCCGGAGUAGCAGUAUGUGAAUUUUCCAUCAGCAAGGAUUUCUGCAUGUGCAACAGAAUAUUCCCCCUCCUGCCCCUGCACACCCCUUAAAUCGGGGGCUUCUCCCAAACUUCUGAAGCAGAUUUGGGGAGGGUGUAAAUGAAGGGAGCAGUGGGGGAAAUCUAACUGCAGGACCAGAAAUCCUUGCACUGGCAGGACAUGUUGGUUGAAUACCACCCUAGAUUUCUUUGGUUUAAAUUGAUUUUCUCUUCUGCGAUGUUACUUGUGUUUUUCUUUUUUGCUCCGUUGCCAGGAGAUUGAAAAGACAGAGGGAACUGAGGAGAAUGAGGCAAACGCAGAAGAGGAUGCAGAAGCUGAUUCUGCUGAAGUGCCAACAGAAGAACAGGUCAUUUCCUUUUCUUUUUUUCCCCUGCUUGCCAUUUUUGUUCAAAGCGUCCUUCACAUCUCUGAUAUCCAGGCUCUGAGUGCCAUCCAUUGCUUUUGCAGCCAAAGCAGCAGUACCAACAUGUGAGAGGGAGGUAUUAGCAAGCUUAUGGGGUGAGCUCCGAGAUUUGCAAAAGUUUUCCUAAAAUCAUUAGGGGGAGAACAGCCCAAUGCUCAGUAGCCACGGACCAUUGACUCACUCCUGGGGGUGAGGGCAGAAUAGAAAACCUUAGUGGGGAGGGAGUAAUGGAAUGGAGUGGUUGGAAUCCUGAAGAGGAAACACUUCACACUACAACAUUUUGUUGCAGGUUGCACUUGUACACUUCUAAAUUUUGCAUAAGGAUUGCAUUCAUUCGGGUGGCUGUGAGGACCAACAGCUGGAGGGCGACAGGUUCCCCAGCAGGGCAUUGGCGGCAUUCUCCUGUUGCUUAACCAUCCACAGCUGCUUGUCUGCUGAGUAACAAUCGGCUUCCCCUCACAGAAACCUUUAUAGUCAGGCACCGGCAGCUGAUUCCGAAGUGUCGCUUUCAGUGUAUCUGCCCGCAUGCUUGGAGAGGAAUGAAAACCAUGAGCAGCAGCUGCUACCUCAUUAGAGAAAUAAGACAACUUGGAGAUGACUCUGAAUUCCACUGCAGUAGAAAUGCAGCAAACAUGUAAUUUCUGCGAGUGAAAAGGAUGAUUCUGCAUAUUAACAGACUUGUAAAAGAACUCUUUUUGAUGGUUUGACCCUGCAGGGGCCAUGGAAUGGAUAAAUGCAGAGUCAAAAUGAUGCACAUGUAUGCAGAAGGAGGGAUCUCGGGGGGUGGGGUGUCAGUAUUCUCAGUUGCACCUGUCUUCUUUGAAUGGCUGUCACAGAUGUUCUGCAUCUUUUGCCAGCAACAAAAUCCCAAAGUCCCAGACAGGUGCUAUUUUCUGGAUGUAAAGUUAUUCACUGGGCAGGUCAGAUCUUAAAGGUUUCUUAAACAUCUAUCCUUUUCACAGCCAUUGGUGAUUAUUGAUACAGACACCACUGAAUAUAAGUGUUUUCAUUAAGACGUUGGGCAUUUAUUAUGUGGUGUUUUCAUGCUGCCCAGACCUUCUUCUCAUUGGUGGAAAAAGAAUGCUUCAAGAGCUGGGCACUUCACUGUUUUGUGAGGGCCAUCGAGAGAGGUGAAAAAAUUCUGCUUUGCUGUCAUUCCCCUGCCAUUCCUCUUCUAACUUUUAUUUUGGGACUGAACCAAAAUGGGCUAUUUUGGGGAGGCAAAAUUGGGCAGGUAAGGGAGUUUUGCCAAAUGUCGAGGGGGGGGGGCUGAAAUUCUCCAACACAUUUUCCCCCCUCACAGAAUUGUCUUCUGGGAGAUUUUUGGCUCACUCAAUGUUGAAUAAAAUUCUGUUGUUUGUUUAUAUUGUUGGGUGAAGAAAGGAGAAUGGGAAGGAAUAAGAACAAAGCCAAUUCCUUCCUUUGUAACAGUGGUUAAAAUGACACUGAACAGUAUAUUAGCUUGAUUUAUAGUUGCACCCAAAAUCCAUGGAGAAUGAAAUGGUCAAAUAUUUGCCAAGCAUUUUCCAGGGGAGGACUGGAAUUCCCCAACAGAUCAGGAGCAGCUGAAAAAAAAGUGCCAGGAGGUUAUCUUCAAUUAAUUUUUGAUUCAGCCCUACUUUCUGUGCUUAAGAUAAAGGGGGGAAAGGAACAUUAUGCCUUGCAGCAUUCUUUAGGGUGUAACCCAAUGCAUAUUUAUCUGAGAAUAAACACAGUAGUAUGACUUUCUUCUGAACAAACGUGUAUAGACCCUCCUGUAUAAUAGAUCCUAGUCUUUCUCAAUAGUAUUUUUUUUGUCAUUGGUUGCUAUCUGAUCUUUUUUAUUAGUCUGUUUUAAGGGAUGGUUUUUCUCAUUUGCAGGAAGAAGGCGAAGAACAGCCAGUGACAGAAGUACGCUCAAAAACUUCUUGUAGUCUGCACUUUGAUUUGUCUGCUUGCUGACUAAUGUAAAGCAUUGCUUGACAACCCUCUUCCCCCAAGCUGAAUCACAAAACCAAGUUAUGACUGGCAUCUAGCAAAGAAUAUUUAUGUAUGGGCCUGUUUAACUUCUGGGACCAAGGAAUUCAUUCUAACCAUUUUCUCAGAGCAAAAUGGCAUGCGCUUGAACUGAUGUACCCAGGCAGCACUUGGUGCACCUAUGUAACUAUGUGGACAUUCAUGCCUGCUUGCACACACCUGCACAGGGCACAUCAGAGACAUAGGUGUAGCUUUGUCAAUCAGUCAGGUAGCAGGUAGCUUUAGGCUGAAUUGAAGGACCUUGGAUAGCUCCAAACAGACAACCUGCUGGGCCUGAAGCUCAGUGGAGACCUUUUAUCCCUCUUGCACCAGACUUUCCUUAAAGGAACAGACCUCUGGCUUGGAGCUUCUCAGCCAACUCCUGCCUUGUGUGUUGUAUGUGUUUACUAUUAAAACCAAUUGAGGUUACAGUGGUGCCCCGCAAGACGAAUGCCUCGCAAGACGGAAAACCCGCUAGACGAAAGGGUUUUCCGUUUUUCGAUGCGCUUUGCAGGACGAAUUUCCCUAUGGGCUUGCUUCGCAAGACGAAAAUGUCUUGCGAGUCUUGAGAUUUUUUUUCGCUCCCCCCCCUUUUUCUAAGCCGCUAAGCCGCUAAUAGCCUUUUAGCAGCUAAGCCGCUAAGCCUUUAAUAGCCGCUAAACCGCUAAUAGCGCUAAUCCGCUAAGCCGCUAAUAGGGUUGCUUCGCAAGACGAAAAAACCGCUAGACGAAGAGACUCUCGGAACGGAUUAAUUUCGUCUUGCGAGGCACCACUGUAUUUCCUGGGGUUUUUGUUACAAAUCUUUUUUUUUAAAAAAAAUAAUUUUUAUUAACAGGCCAAUCAUAUCACAUUAUCCAAAUCACAUUAGUUCCAAAUUAUACAGCCAAAUUUUAAAUUUUGUUGGGGGUACCCAUACAUCAAGCUCCACACGAGUCCAAAACUCCGAACGAGUCCAAACAUCACUUAUAUUACUGCUUAAUUAGACAGUUCUAUCCAGUUCAAUCUAGAUAGUCCUUUAUUACUUUCUUUCUCAUCUUGUUGUUAUCGUAUAUUCCUUUCUUUGCGAUCUCUGAUAAUUUUCACAAGCAGAUUGAAAACAGGCAUCCUCUGUGUGGGUUUUGUACUCUUCAAAGAUCAUAUCGCUCAGGGACAGCCUCUGUUCAACGCUUCCAUAAAAAAAUUAAUCUUCGGUCUGUCCUUUACUUUUCUCAGGCUUAUCAAAUGAAUCAGGGGGCUCUGCCAGGUCGAGCUUGCCUUCCAACAUUCCUUCUCUUUCGAACGAUCCUGAUUCUCCUCCCCCUGUCCUUCUUUCUCCGGCAAGCCUGUCUUGGCGAGACGCCAUUUUUUAACUGCGUCAUAAAAAUUUUCCUCUUUCUCACUGUUCACCAAUCCUCUCUCCUGUUAUAAUCCAUCCCACACAGUUCUUGAAUUCCUGCUUGUGAUUAAUAAAAACGCAACGAUCUUAUUUCUAUCUGGGGUGAAGGGUUAUUAAUAUCACAUCGUGCAAAGAAAAAAAAAGGGUUUAUUCCUCCACCCCCCCUUCAUUCCAAACAUACAGUCUCCUAGUGGUGAUUCAUCAGAAGAUUUACUUAUCCAUCCGUCACUCCCGGUCACAGAGAUCCAUAAAUCAGCAGUCUUAUCCUCGAACAUUACUUGAUGUAUGUGCUUCAGCUUCAUUCCAAUCAUAUGUUUCCAAUUAUAAUUCCGAGCUGAAGCUAACCAGCACGCGCUAAUUGGAAUCGGCGUCAGGAAGAUCUGACUUCACCGACGGCUCGUGCCAAGUGUUCGGCACCCCCAUCUCUCGGAUCAGGGGAUGCAUUGUGAACACCGCUGGCAAAGGGAGCGCCCCCCCAUCUCCGGGGGGUGGGUAGGAAGACUGCAUGCUUCCCAUAGCAGCCCCUUAAUUACCUCGUAUGGGUCAGAGAGAUGCUAUUGUCGGCCAUCUUCCAACGUGCCACCUGAUGGCCCCCCGUUACAAAUCUUAACCAUAAUUUUUUUGUGAAAAUCAAAUAUUGUUUUAUACCUAGCCAAUGCAUCUGCAUGCAUCUUCUGCCUUUUUUUUACUUUCUGGAUUCAUUUUUUCCUCCUAAUACAAGUCCACUGCAGACUUAAUGCUGCUGUUAAGAUAAAAUUGGCAUUCUAGGGUUGGUGCAAGAGGACUGCUAACGACAUUGUUAGGGGCACUCCAAGUUUUGUGCUAUAAUGCAAGCAACAGUGACCUACUUCUUCAUCUUCUCGUCUUUUCAAACCAAAAUUGCUUCAGGAGGAAGGAAUUUAGAGCAGAGAAAUGGCGUGAGAAGAAGAAGGGCUUAAAUUGGGGAGGGAGAUGAGGGCAUACAUGCCCAGCCUUCCCACACAGAAUAUUGUCAUAUGUUGGUAUUGGAUGUACUCUUCAUGGAACAUAACCUUAGAUUGGGCCACAAAAACUGCUUGUGAGUUUGGACACAUAACUUGAAUAACAAUGUUUUGGUGCAUCCUAUUCUUAUAUCACUGUGGGGAUGAUGGAAUUCUCUUGGUGGAAAAAUGCAGAAGGUGCCACACAAUUUAAUACUCUGCUCUUUCCUCAUUAUGGUCAUUCUUAUUUAUAUAACACCAUCCAUGCACAUGAAGCUUUACAAAGAAUGAGAGAAUGCAUUCCUGUCCAAAAUGGUUUACAAUCUAGAAAAAUUGCGUAAUAAAAGAACAGAGGAAAGGGAAGAAAAUGGAGGCAGGGUAAAUUGGGUAAACUGGUUCCCUUUCAGUUGUGUGCUUCAGCAACACAUUGAGUAUGCAAGACACUCUGAUGUAGACAAUGCCUCAGUGAUAUUUCAUGCUAGGAGUACCAGUGCACUAUGGGGCAGAAUAUACCGCAAAUGCCCACACAUUAAUCUAUGCAAAUGCUGUGGAAAUGAAUAGGAGCAACACAAUAGCACAACUUGCCUUUUUCAUUAAUUUGCUAGGUGAUGGAAAAACAAAGACAUGUAGACUAGAUUAUGUGUGGUAUGUAGAUAAAAGUCAAAUACUGCCUUCUGAAUAGGGAAAGUAGACUCUAGAAUAAGGUUAACAGGCGUCCCCGUUUCCCGGGGACAAUCCCCGGUUUUACAAAUCAGUCCCCUGACAAAAUCCAUCUAUUUAGUAGGAAGUUGAAAAGUGUCCCUGGAUUCAUUGAAAAAUAUCUGGUAACCUUACUCUAGAAUAGCUUUUGCUAUUGUUUCCUUCUAACAGAUAUGAAAAAAACAGUAGAUCAGAAUCUAACUUGAACAAUAUUAUUCUGAUUUGUAGCCACAUACACCCACUAAGAUGUAUACACUCUUUCUCUCACACACACACCCAGACACUAGAGAAAGAAGGCAUAGACUACUGUUGAGUUUAUUAGUUUGGCUGAAUUAUGCUUCUGCUCUUUGAUCAUUAAUCAUUAAAUCUAAUGUGGCUUGUCUGCAUAUGUUAAUGAAGUAAAGAAUUCAACAUUCAGCUGCAUUAAGUUUUUAUAAAAGCUUGUAUUUCUGUUUAGAAAAAUGAAAUGUGCUAGCAACACAGUAUGGCUGCAAAUGGAAUAUGCACCCCACCUCCAAAUUGAGCUUUUCCUUCUCGGAGAAUUACACAUGAUUUAUGUCAGAAAAAUAGCCCACCUUUUAUAGAAGGAUCUGUGAUCAGGAGACUACGUUCUGCCCACGCACCUUUAAAAUUGUAGCAGACUUUGCAUUGCAGUAUAAGGUGCUUUCUCCCAUUUUCUGAGGGAGCAAUAUGCAUGUCACAUUUAAUCCACUGUUUCAGUAGUUGUUUCUUUCCCUUCCCAUAUUUGAAUGUUCUCUCCUUUAUAUAAAUAAGGAAACAGAGGCAGCACAGGAGGAGGAAGAGGCAGAAGAAGAAGAGGAAGAAGAAGCGGAGGAGGAGGAGGAAGAAGAAGAAGAAUCUUAGUACAAUUCUAUUAUGACUUUUUCCUUCAGAAGACUGUUCAGGUAAGUUUGCUGGCAGCUGCCUCAUUUCAGCCUUUACCUGAAAAUCCUGAUAGUUUCAAUCCCUGCCACCAAAACUUUAAUUUGUCUCAAAGGGGGAAUAGAGAAUAUUUUCCUUGCUUGUUUUAAGCAGACAAUAGUAGGUGUACAAUCUGCUUACAUGCCUUCAUUUAUUUUUCCAACAUUGGGUGGGAUUUAUAUAGCAUUAAUGGGUGAUACCUAGAGCAUGAGGCAAUUAAUUUAAUCCACUUUUGUUCCAUCAUUCCUAGUGGCAGAGAAACACGUAUAUUCCUCUCUUGUUGAAACUGAUGGGGCUAAAAGUGUAAACAACUGGGUUAUUUAUCUGGAUUGUUUCCAUAGGUUUUUUUAUAAUUUUUUAUUGAUUUUUCCAUGUAUACUUCUAACAGUAUAUCUUUAAUAAUUUUCUACCCUUCUCCCCUGGACUUCCCUCAUACUCCCAUUUUGUUUUAUUUCCAUAUUGUUCACCCUGUGUAUUGUUUCCCAAAAAUUUUCCCAAUACAUAUAGUCUUAUUUUUUGUUGUAUACAGUUGUGAUUGUUUACUCAAACCCUGCCAAUGAGUCCAUUUCUUUAUGUUGCCUCUUCAUAUAUGUUGUAAAUGGUUCCCAUUCUCUUUUAUAGUCUUUGUUGUCCUUUUCAUGUACUUUUUCUGUUAGUUUUGCCAGUUCUGCAUAUUCCAUAAGUUUCCCUUGCCAUUGUUCUUUCGUUAGUAUUUCUUCUGUCUUCCAAGUUUGUGCUAAUAUAAUUAUUGCCGCUGGUAGUGCAUUCAUCUUUAUUGCUGCUAUCCUUUCCAUCAAGGAGAGAUUCAUUCUAUUCCAAAUUUCCAAAUCUUUCUUAAUCUCAUUCCAAACUUUCUCAUAGUUGUCUUUAUAUAAAUUUAAGUUUUUAUUAGUAAGCCAGAUUCCUAAAUAUUUGACUUUUUUGUGAAUUUCUACUUUUAUAAUCUCCAAUUCCCUUUUCUCCAGUUCUGUCAUAUUUUUUGUUAGUAUUUUUGUCUUUCCUUUAUUUAAUUUAAAUCCUGCCACUCGCCCAAACUCUUGUACUGUAUUUUUUCUAAAGCCUUAGGGAGACAUAGUUUUGGUUCGUCAACUGUGGUUACCAAGUCAUCUGCAAAUGCUUUCAACUUAAAUUCAUUUCCCCCCGUUUUUAUUCCCACAAUCUGCUUGUCUGCUCUUAUGUUUCUGUUCAAAACCUCCAGGACCAGAAUGAAUAAUAAAGGUGAUAACAGACAUCCUUGUCUCGUUCCUUUUUCUAUUUUGAAUUGGUUCGUUAUCACCUGGUUAAUAAUUAGUUUUGCACUCUGUUCUGUAUAUACAGCUUGUAUCCCUUUUAUAAUUUUUUUCUCCAUAUUCCAUCACUUUCUUUAUAAAAUCCCAAGAUGUAUUAUCAAAUGCUUUUUCUGCAUCUAUGAACAUCAUUGCUGCUUUUUUCUCAUUUCUUACUUCUAAAUACUCUAUUACAUUUAAGAUAUUUCUUAUAUUAUCUUUCAUCUGCCUACCUGGAAGGAAUCCCACUUGGUCUGGAUGUAUAUAAACAUUUAAGACCUUUUUCAAUCUAUUAGCUAAAAUAUUAGCAAAUAUCUUAUAAUCAUUGUUCAGUAAUGAAAUGGGUCUAUAGUUUUUGACCAAGGUCAAAUCUGUAUCUUGUUUUGGAAUCAAAGUAAUAUAAGCUUCCUUCCAUGUUUCUGGAAUUUCCCCGUCUGUUAAUACUUCAUUCAUUAUGUCUUUCAUUGCAUUUACAAGCUGUUCUUUAAAUUUUUUAUAAUACUUUGCUGAUAAUCCCUCUGUUUGUCCACCUUUAUUUGAUUUAUUGCCUUGGGGAUUUCUUGAUCUGUUAUUUGUGUAUUUAAAAAUAUUAUCUCUUCUUGUUUUAUCUUUGCCAGAUGACUCUUUUUUAUAUAUUCCUGUAUGUUGAUUGCCUUUUCAUUUCUUCUUUUGUAUAAAUUCUGAAAAUAUUUUUAAAAGACUUCCCUUAUUUCUUUUGUUUUAUCUAAAACUUUCCCAUUGGAAUUAAUUAUACCUAUAUGAUUCAUCUGUUGAUUUCUCCUUAAUUGCCAUGCUAACAAAUUUCCAGGUUUGUUUGCAUGCUCAAAGAAUUUCUGUUUCAUUUUUUUAAAUUUCCAUGUUAUUUCUUCAUUGAUUAUCAUUGAAUACUGUGAUUGUAAUAAUUUUAUUGCCUGUUUUAUUGAUUGUUUAUUUGGGUUUUUUCCUAAUUCAUUUUCUUUCUUUGCUAUAGCAUCCAAAAUUUCUUUUUUCCUUGCUUCCCGAGCUUUUUUUUUUUACAGCAUUUUGUUUCCAUAGUUUUAAACAAGAGAGUUUUUGUAGAAUUGUAUGAAUCAAGUUUGAGGGGCGUUUUGAGACAGAAUGUACUUUUUUAAAUCAGCAAAGAAGCUCCAUAUUCGUACUCUGGUGAGAGCAUUCUGCAGCCAUUUACACUGAAGUAAUCCAUGGAUCCCAAUGACUUUCUGUCCUGCUUGUGACUGGACACUCAACAUUAAUCAAUAUACUCCUUCAACCUGCACCCAGUUCAUGGAUAUACAGGAAGAACUGCAUUUUCAUAUAAUUUUCUAUUUAUUUCUUGGUUACAUUUAUAUAUUACCUUCUCUCACAACAACCCUGUGAAGUAGUUAAGGCUGAGAGAUAGCGAUGGGCCUGAGGUAACUCACUGAGGUUCAUGAUGGAGUGGGAUUUGAAACUGGGUCUCCCCAGUCCUAGUUCUUUGCAAUCAAUAAGACUUUAUGUAUGUGUCAUAUCAGUCUUAAUUUUGUACAUCAGUGUCAUGGUUGAAUCUCACAUGGUUGCCACCCAGAAUUGCAACAUCUUUGUUAUCUUAAUUUACACUGAAGCCCUGAUGUGACCGAAUUAGUGUCAGGUCACCCAAAGACUUAAUAUAAAUAAACGGAAGGUAUACUUCCUCCUUGCCAUUACUUUUGUGCACUUAAGCACAAUAUAUGCUGUGAUUGGGUGUUUGUGGCAUGUGCAUUUUCUUUAUUGUGUUGCCAGUCAAAACAGUCAUUUGGCAGACUAAUGCCAUCUAGUGUUUUAAAAUGAGGUUGUAAAAGCAAGUAGGUGGUCCAGCGAAGCACACUUCUGACACUGCCUGGCACUCACGCCUGGAACAUCAGGUUAAUAUUUUACAGAAAUAUUAAGUCAGCUCUCAAAAAAGAACUUGGUCAAUGACAGGAAAGUCAUUCCUAUUGUGUAAACAUAAUACGGUCUGCACUGCCUGUUGACUUCUUUUUAUGAUCAGAUACCAUUUUAAAAUUAAUUUCCAGCAGUGCUGUUAGAUUAAGGUCACCAGACGUCCCCGUUUCCCGGGGACAGUUCCCAGAUUUACAGAUCAGUCCCCUGACAAAUUCCUAUCAUUCCGACUCAUUUCAAUGAAGUGUCCCUGGAUUCAUUGAAAAAAAUCUGGUAACCUUAUGUUAGAUCGUCACUUGAGCCAUGACUAACAGGGUUUGUAGCUGGCAAACCAGCCAUAGCUGGGAAAAAGGCACUCCUAGCCCCUGAGGCCACCUGAGCUUCCAGUUCCCCAGUGUUGGAUCUAGGAGUACCACCAAGCUAGGAACCUUCUCUUUCCAGGGAACCACAGCCCCAUCUAGAACAAGCCAUCUCCCCACCUCCUGGACUUGAUUGUUUGGAGCUGAGUUGGUCCUUUUGUACAUAAAGCUGAUGUUGGAUGUAUUGCAUCAAAUAUAUGUCAGGGACUGGCAGGACACUGAUGAGUGUGCACCGGGGGAAGGGGGCUGGAGUCUGACUUGGAAGAGGAGGGCAGUGAUUUGUGGGGAACUGUACCAGCCAUGAGGCAAGAGUUCAGAGGCAGGGGAAGCUUCAGAGCUGGAGGGUAGGGCACUGGAGGAAGAGGCAGGUCAGGCAAGUGAAGGGCCAGGUGCUUCCCCGCCCUCUCUUGUACCACUGUCUUCCAGAACCAGGAGAGAAUUGAAAUGAGAAGAGCAGAGGCAGUUCUAAGCAGGCAUAGUCUCCGACUGCAUGUGCACAGCCCAUAGGAGGAAGAUACAUAAGCUGGUGGAAGGGCCAUGUGCCCUUGUUGCUGCAACUGCUCUAUGUGCAGCAACUUGGGAAUAGCUGCAUAGACACUAGGUUGGUGUGCGUGGGGUGGAGGGAGGAGUAUUCAUAGCCAUGGAAACUACUGUAAAAGUGUCAGCUUUGACAAUAAAGAGCUAGCUAUCUGCCGUGUGCAUUCCUUUUGCUAGGGAGAACCCUUGGCAAUAUAUUAAAUUUGGGGGUUUUUUUGCCCCCACAGGAAACAGAAGCCCAUGGCAUCACUGCAGUGUGAAGAUAAAAGCAAUCACUUCCCCUCCACAAAAACACCAUUGGCUUUACUCUCCAACUCCAGAUAUCGGCAUAGAUGUCACCUGAGACAUCAAGCAGCCCUGCAGGAAAAUCUUUAUAUGUUGUGUCAAAUGGGUCUUCAGAUCUUCAGAACUUGAUGGCCAACGAACACUGUGGGUCUGACUUUAGGGUGUAGGUUUCUGUGGGCAGGGACUGUUUCUCUCUCCAUGUUUGUGCCCUGCCAGGCACACACUGACAACGCUCAGAGGUGAUGGCAAGGCUGAACGGAACUGGAACCUGCAAGGAAGCUCCACCUGUAUGUACCAUAAUGACCUGCUUGUUUCUAAACUAGCCUUUGAAGUCAGUAUUCUUUUUAAUGUACAGCAACUGAAAUAAAGCACAUUUCAUGUUGACUAUCUGCUUAUUCCCUACAGGCAUUAAUUUAUCAUAGUAAAUAAGAAAACUCAAAGUUAUGCUUGUAGCCUGCAUGGUGCCUUCACUUAAGAAAAACUUCUCUGUGACUGAUUGCCUUCCUGAGUCUGUAUUUUUGUGAUAGCCCUGUACAGUAUUAGAUUAUCUUUUCAUUAUUUCAUUGUUCAUGGAUGCAGAGAGCUUUUCAACAGACUCUGAGGAUAUUUGCUUCCUUAUCUCCCCCCCCCCCUUGUGCCACUGAAAAGCUAUUUUCAGCUCUCCCUGUGACAUAUAUUUGGACAAGAACUGCAACUAAUCGGUAGAUGCAGGGCAGUUUUUUAAUUCUCUUGCAAUUAUUUUGAAAACUGCAGUAGGCUGCGAGAAACUUGCACUCUAUUGGGAAAUUCUUUUGUGGGAACCCUAAGGAAAUUAACAAGCGCUGUCAAAAAGCUCGUUCUAGCAUUAUGGUAAGGGUGUAUACAGAGCAAGCGUCAAAAUACCGCAUAUGCUUUAUUGCAGAUUGAUUUAUGUUGGCAGCUACAGAUGGGAACAGCAAGGAAAUCAGACAAGAUGCAUGAGACGUUUGCAUAGGAUCUCCCAAUUAAAAACAAUUACAAUUGCAGCAAGGAGGGAUUGGAUUGAGACCAUGGGAUUAAAAAAAACACAUUUCUUUUGUGCAGUUUUUCUAAUUUCCCCCCUCUACCACUAUUAGCCCUCCUGGGCAAAAUGUACAGAUUUCCACAUGCUGCCUGUAUGCUUUGCCCAGUUAUGUAGGAUGGGGGUUUUAAUUGGAAAAAUAGGAUGGGGGAAAGGGUUUGAAAUACUUCCCAGUGUAGUGGCCCUGAUCCAAAUUGGGCCAUUGCAACUGCUGCUAACACUUCAAAAACAUAGGACUUCCUACUCAUCACAUUUAGUUUGUCCUUGAUUCUGGAUUCUCCUGUUGAAUUUCCAGGCACCAUUAGACCUUGGCAGUCAUCUCUAGCUUGGCCUAGAUGAUUAUGAUAGUUGGACACGUGGCUUAUAUUUGAGAAUCAGGGGCAAAACCUGUCAGCUCUCUAGCAAGGCAGUUUUCGUGCAGUUAUAGCUGGCAUGAUAUGUUUGUUUGUUUUUAAAUACUAGUUAUUGAAGUGCUUGUUUAGGAACACUUAUGCUUUUAAUAAAGACCACAAUACAAACCUGGCUUAUAGCUCAACAGUCCAUUUACUCUUGGAUAGUCUCACUGGAAUCAGAUUCCUUUAAGUAAGUGGACUGUGGCCAAAGGAAAGCUUUAAUUCUUUCUCUAAUGGUGAAGCAUUAAGCACUUUCAUUGAACACCUAUGGCAAAAGCAUUGCAUAAUUUAUCCUAGAGGUGCUAGGAUAGCCUUGGCUUACAUUAUCUUCUUAACUCCUCCAAAUAAACAUUUUAUUCUUGUUUUGCAUCAGUUGGUGAUAUUGCAAGUUCCUGCUUUCCGAUGGAUAGUUCUAUCUGUCCUGGUCAUUGGGAGUCAUUAUAGCCCUCACGUAUACAGUCGCGAUGUGUUAACUUCCAGUGCCGGAGAGUAUUAUUUUGAUGAAAACAAAAGCAAUUGUCACUGCCAGUAGCAGGGGUUGGGUUGGCACAAGUUUACCAUGGGCUGUACACUGUCUAUAAUCAGCUUGAAUUGUAAAAUGUGGGGGCAACAUUGAACAUUUUUUAAAAAAAUAAUAAUCUUGGAUAUACACUUUAAAGCCCUGGACUUAAAGACUUGGUAGACCAUGUGUGAUGGUGUUCUAGCCUUUUCCCUUUUUUGUUACACACAUUUGCCUGCCUUUGACGUGAGCUACUAGCAGCACACAGGUGCCAAACCACAUUGGCAACCACAUUGUCUGUAAUGACUGCACUCUGUGUUAUUUUGUUUAUUCCUCCCAUAGUGCCUUUGUGUUAGUGUAAGAGCUGAUAGAGACUUCAGUGUACUUAAAGAAAACAAAACCUUUUUCUAUCCA